AUGCCAAAAAUUAUACCUGAUCAACUACCGUUGAAUAAUAACGCCUUGAAGGAACUCCAGCGUCUGAGGGCUACCGAACAGUCGCGUUUGUUUAAAGAAUGUGGUGAAGAAUUAAAAGAUACUAUGUACCAAUGUCUAGAGAGUGUUCAAGAGGCGAAAGAAAUCGCUCCAUUGUUGGAAUCUCUUGCUGAAUGUGCAGCUACCUUAGAGAAACAAGAAAACCAAUAUAACAACAUGGCACUAAAUUUGGAACUUGCUAAGAAACAAUAUACCACCGAAUCAGAAAACUGUAAAGAAGUUACCUUAGAAACAUGGGAUGAAUAUGUAGAUAAGACUCUAAAUGCACCAAAUUUGAUAGAUAUUCUGAAAAUGGAAAGAUCAGAAGAGAUAAAAUCUCAAACGCGGCGUUUACCAAAUUCACGUAUAUCUGAUACGAAUAAAACUUUAAGAAUCUUACCGCAAAUAUGGGAAAAUCCAAGGUGUGUUCUACCAGAUGAUAAUGAUAAUGAGGAUGAUCUGAUGAUUGAUGGUGGUAUCAUAGAGCUGACAUGUCCCAUCACUUGUAAAAUGUUUGAGAAGCCAUUAAUAUCGAAACAAUGUAACCAUGUCUUUGAUGAAGAAGGGCUCAAGAGCUAUUUUUCAAGAGAACCUCGUCGUGAUUGUCCACAAACUGGUUGCAGUAAAAUCCUAACUUUUAGAGAUUUUAUACCUGACCCAGUGAUGGCAUUACGUUGUCGUAUCGCACAAAUUCAGGAGACCAAACACCUUGAAGUAGGUGAACAUGAAUCGUUGGAUGUGUUAUAG
Maudiozyma saulgeensis is the source of this 804-nucleotide messenger RNA. Lineage: Eukaryota; Fungi; Ascomycota; Saccharomycetes; Saccharomycetales; Saccharomycetaceae. The record is from the annotation of a GenBank genome assembly.